CGGGAUCAAACCGGUUAGCAUUAGUGUGGCUAACCGGCAUGGAAGGAGUCUAGUCUUCCUGUGGCAUCGGUAGACGAGGCAGCGGAAUUUUUCAGACAUCCGCAGAAUUUUCCACUUGACGAUCAACAUGUCACGAUUUUUCGAUUCACGUGUUGCUUUGGUGAUUUUUUUCAUUGGCAUUCAGGCUAUCGCUGGACUGAAGCUGAAGUUCCUGAAUGUGAUCUUCCGACAUGGGGAGAGGACUCCACUGGGAAGUGGCACCGAAGUUUUUCCCACUAAUCCGUAUGUCAACGAGACCUUCCCCCCUUAUGGUCAGGGUCAGUUGACUAAUCAAGGAAAACAGCGUGUGUAUGACCUUGGUGUUCACAUUCGUCAGCAGUACAAUGAAUUCCUAGGCGACAUAUAUCAUCCAAAAAUGGUGCGUGCACGGAGUUCCGAUUCAGAUAGAACUAAAAUGUCUCUGCAAUUGGCAAUGGCAGGAAUUUUUCCCCCGGCAUCCUCGCAACAGUGGAAUCCAAGCUUACUUUGGCAGCCUGUUGCCAUGACUUAUGUGUCAGGUCCAGAUGUUCUCGUGAUGUCAACCGAGUGCCCGCAAUUUGGAGCUGAGUUUGAAAAAACACUGCAACUCCCCGAGGUCCAGGAGAAAAUUGCAGAGUACAGCGAACUGAGGAAAAAUCUUACGGAAUGGACGGGUAAACCUAUAGUUCACACGAAAGAUGUUGCGGGUAUUCACAACAGUUUGAAGGCCCUCAGUGCCAUGGGCCUUGAACUCCCUGCAUGGACGGAGGGAAUUUUCCCUGAAGGAGCUCUAUUGAACGCCACGCUCUUGCAUUUCCGACUCUGUAGUUACACAAAAAGACUCAAAACAUUGAAUGGCGGAAUAAUGCUGAAGAACUUUACCGACACCAUGUCAUCGGUGAUAAAUGGAGGUGAGCCUGAUUUAAAAAUGAAUCUCUACGGAGCUCACGAUUACAACAUCGCUUCACUCCUUGAUGUUUUCGAUGUUUACGAGCCCUGGGUACCCCAAUAUUCCAGCGCCAUAUUCGUUGAACUACUAGAGGAUGAGGAACGCAAGUAUUACGUCAGGGUGUUUUACUAUAAGGGAAUUCCUGCGGAGCGAGUGCCGGUGGAGAUCAAGGGCUGUGGAGAACUGUGCCCCUUCGAUCAAUUUGUCGGAUUGUUCAGUGAUAUUUUCCCCAGCGAGGAGGACCUGAAAUGUCCGAAGGAAAAUAUGGUGAAAAUGUAUAAAUGAUUGUCUCACUUUUCAUCGUGAUAAUAAAGAGAAUUGUAGAGUGA
Molecule: messenger RNA, 1296 nt
Organism: Diachasmimorpha longicaudata
Lineage: Eukaryota; Metazoa; Arthropoda; Insecta; Hymenoptera; Braconidae
Product: venom acid phosphatase Acph-1-like
Exons: 6
Coding region: 128-1252 (374 amino acids)
Biological process (GO): dephosphorylation
Molecular function (GO): phosphatase activity
Source: RefSeq, a predicted model, not a curated record